UGUAAUAAUAAUAUUCCUCUACUCACACCAUUAUAAAAUUAAGAAAAAAAUGAUUUUUUUUUAAAUAAAAAGAAAGAAAUUGAAAGAUUUUCCAUAACAUCAAAAUAACAAUGAAAGCUGCAUUUACACCUAUAUGCAAUUGAUAGCUACAACUAGAGGUCAUGGAAAGUUAGAAACAGUCUCCAUUUCACCUUCCUUCCUCCACCUUUAAUAGGAUUCCUAUAAGGGUAUUUUCUCUUCCAUUAGAUUGUAUAGGUUCCAGGCUAGAAACCCAUUUCAAUCCUUCUGAAUUUUCUUUGAUUCUGCUAUUUUAUGCAAUUUUCUCAAGUCUCAAGACAUACUUUCCUGGGUUUUUGGUAUCUUCUGCAAACUCUACCUGGGUUUUAGCAGAAAGGCUUACAGACCCAGUAAUAUUCACUAAAAAGGGUUGAGAGAAUAAACGUUUUUUUUUUUCCCUUCUCUUUUUUCAUUUUUUGUUGAAUUAUCGGCAAGAAAAUCAGUUUUAUUCCUCCAUUUUUUGUUUUGGGAAUCUUUGUUUGGAGAUUAAGGAGUGGAAGACGCAUGGGUAAGCAAGGACCUUGCUACCACUGUGGAGUUACAAGCACCCCUCUUUGGCGUAAUGGACCACCGGAGAAGCCAGUACUGUGCAGCUGUGGUUCUCGAUGGAGAACAAAGGGAACACUUGCAAACUACACCCCACUACAUGCCCGGAUAGAUACGGAUGAUCUUGAAGAGUACAAAGUUCCCAAAGUGAAAAUCGUAUCCAUCAAGGCUAGAGAUUUGAAGUUACAGAAAAGAAAACAAACUCAUGAUAAUGUGGAAAUGCAAGGGGAGGCCCAAGAAUGUGACCAGAACUUCCGGAAGGUUCUGGAGGAUGAUGCAAGUAAUAGAUCAAGUUCAGGAUCAGCCAUAUCAUACUCUGAGAGCUGUGCCCAGUUUGGUAGUACAGAUGCAAGUGAUUUAACAGGGCCAGCCCAAUCCGUCGUGUGGGAUACACUGGUGCCAUCAAGGAAGAGGACUUGCGUGAGUCGCCCCAAGCCAUCUCCUGUUGAAAAGCUGACAAAAGACCUAUGCUUUAUUUUACAUGAGCAGCAGGCUUCAUCUAACUUCUCUGGAUCUUCGGAAGAGGACUUGAUUUUCGAAAGUGACACCCCAAUGGUCUCUGUAGAGAUAGGGCAUGGAGGUGUUCUCAUCAAGCACCCAAGCUCGGCAGCUCGAGAGGAGGAAUCUGAAGCCAGCUCCCUUUCAGUAGAUAACAAACCUAACCCAGUAAAUAAGGUUUAUUGGGGUUCUGCAUCUCUUCCUGUACAUAAUGAUGAUGAUGAUAAAGGCAUAACUUUUCCAAGCAUCAGCAAUGAGAAACUGAAGAAGUCUACUGGACAAGGGGUACAACAAGACCACGCCAAAAGGGACAAAUGUCUUGUUGAGAGAUCACAACUUCUACGAAGUUGCAACUCACCACUCAAAUCCUUAAAUCUAAAAGAUGUUCUUAGCUUUGAGGAGUUUAUGGGUCAUUUGACUCGUGAAGAACAAGGGCAAUUGAUGAAGUAUUUACCUCAUGUGGAUACUUUCCGGCUUCCUGAUAGCCUCAAAAGCAUGUUUGAUAGCCCUCAAUUCAAGGAGAACCUAUCGUCCUUCCAGCAAUUGCUUGCGGAAGGGGUCUUUGAUCUCUCUUUCUCAGGAGUGAACGAUGAAGACUGUAAAGCUCUAAAGAGGCUUGUGUUGGUCAAUUUGGCAAAGUCAAAAUGGGUAGAACAGUAUAAUCUGCUCAAGGAUAUAAGAGGUACAAAGAUAAAAGAAGAUAAGGGAGUUGCAAAUGGAAUCAGCCUCCCAGGGUCAAGUGAUCUUAAACCUGGCAAAAGACCACGGGAUGGCCAAAAUUAUUACUUUUCAGAACCAAAAGCCAGUAUGAAAAGCCCCAGGAGGGGGUUCAUGAGGGCUGGUUAUGAGACUAAGGAUCCUGUCGACAAUGAUGGCUCUUGCUUCAGUCCAAGAACCUUAUUUGCUCUACCUACUGAUGGGAGCUCUCUCAUACUGGAUUCUUUUCAAUUCACUGAUGACAGUUCUGAUCAAGUUCUACUAUUGGAUAUUCCAUCCAAUGGUGCCUUCCCUCAGGCGGAGCUUCUACCCACAUCAAGUUUCAGCACUCAACAGGAAGGCACUUGCAGUGUAGGACACCAAAAUCUUAGACGUCCGUGAUAUUGCUUGUUCAUACCGUACUUUUUGAAUAACAAGAGCGUGUACACUUCUGCUGGGACCUGGGGAGAGUAUCCAUGGUCCAUGCUUUUUGCUUGUUAGAGUGAAGGGGUCUAUGUAAAUGCAGUUUCAAGGUUUCUUUUCUUACUAAACCUGCUGAUUCCUGGAUCAGUAUCCUGACCUGUUAAUGCUUUGGAUUGUUGACGAA
Molecule: messenger RNA, 2404 nt
Organism: Macadamia integrifolia
Lineage: Eukaryota; Viridiplantae; Streptophyta; Magnoliopsida; Proteales; Proteaceae
Product: GATA transcription factor 26-like
Biological process (GO): regulation of DNA-templated transcription
Molecular function (GO): zinc ion binding; sequence-specific DNA binding
Source: RefSeq, a predicted model, not a curated record